CGUAUUCUAGAUUUGUGGAACUGGUCACGUAGAUAAACUUCUACAGUGAUGUCACUUAAUUGCCCAAAAAAAUUCAGCGAAAAUGAGCUUUCAUCGAUGCGCAGGGAAUUAUCUGUUCUACUUGAAGGAAUGCGAGAGGAUGUGGAUUAUGAAACGUUUCCUCCAGUCCCGCCAUGGUUUGACGCGGAGAAGUUCAACAAAGGCAGAAGAUUCUUCUUGGACAACAGUUUCUCAAUCAUGUUCUCCCACUUCACCUUCCUGCUAAUUGGCAUGACUGUCCAGCGUUUUGUUCGCGUUCUGGUCCUCACUGGCCGAUCUUCCACCCCUGAUUCAGCAUUCAAACGUUACAUGAAAACAGCCAUGUUUCUUGAGAAGUGGUACCGAGGCGAGGAUUUCUGGGAUGAAACAAGUGCGGCACAUGCCACGCUUGUCGCUGUGAGACGGUACCACAGACUGGCGAACGAGUUGGUGUCGCGCAAGAAGCCCGUUGAAAUGAACGCCAAGGCGCCUGUAGAAGGGGACGAGUACUCGGCUGCAGCGCAGGAAACCCUUGACCGAAUCUUGCGUGACAUCCGCCAUUUGCCACUGGUGGACGAGGAAUUCUCGAACCGGUUGUUGAAAAAGGAUGCCUCCGUGUGGCGAGAGUUUCCUAUUGUGAGUCAGUUUGACUUGAGCCUCACCUUGCUGGGAUUCACUGGUGGAAUUCUGCUGUGUCCAGAAUACUUCGGCAUCCCGCUGCAGUCUGACAUGGAUCAUGAAGGCCUGGAUGGCUUCGUGUUCUUUUGGCGGACGGUGGCAUACUGUUUGGGGGUUUCGGACGAGUACAACAUUUGCCGGGAUUCCUUUAGAGCCGCACGUGUGUCGGCUGUGGCAAUGACCGAACUUUAUGUUCGGCCCUUGCUCAAACGGUGCAAGAUUGACUCUUUGUACAUGGCGGAUGCGAUCGGAUUGGGUCACCAGAAGAACCUGUCGCGAUUUUUCCCGUCUGCGAGGGUCAUGCUCUGUUUUGGAGGGAAUUGCCCGGGUGUGAACGUCGACCUGGUUCAGGUUCGGAAGUCUUUCACGUGGAACGAAGCGUUCCAAUAUUACUACUUGGUUUUUGUGUUCAAGUAUGUGAUGCGGUUUAAAUUGACGAGAUGGAUGUUGCAGAAAACAUUUAGUCUUGCUGGUGCGCUGUAUCGUUCGUUUAGCGGAAGAUGAAAAUUUACUUGAUGGUUUUCUCAAAUGUUCUGUGAUGAAUGUUAGUCGGCAUCAUGCGUUUAAGGAAUUCUGGAUUUAAUUUUACUUCGUCAUCGAAAUCGGAAUACUGUAUAUCUCCGCAUUCGUAAUUAUCGCAUAUUUUCUUGGGUAGAUGUCGCUCUGGUCGGAAGAUCAUGACUUUUCUGUGUCGUAUUUUUUUUUCUAUGUUCCAUUACGAAGUUAUAUAUACUGUACAAUCAAGGGAUGCGGUUUACCUUUAUCGAAAUGAGCGUUGAAAAAAAAUUUCCAGUCUCGUUGUAAUGCAGCAUCAUCUACUUCAGUUUUCAUAAAUGACGAUAAAAAAAAACGGUAUACUGUAGAUAAUUUCUCUAGGUUUAUUUUCAAUCAUGCGUGCUUGUGCGUCACUCUGAGAAAUUUUGGUCUUGGUUUCUUAUCCUCUCUGAUGAAUUUACAGUAUUUCUCCGCAUUCGUAUAAAAUAUCGCGUUUGUAGAACAAAAGGUGGUAUUUUGUAUGUGUCCUUCGACUCUGUUCUUGGGUAGAAGUCGCGCUUGCAGAGGAAGAUCCUGACUUUCUGUGAAGCAUUUUCUUAUCACCAUCAAGUUUAAUUAUGAAGUUGUAUUCAGUAGCGUAAUAAUCGAGUGUUACCGUUUAAAUUUAUGAAAUGAAUGCUCUAGAAAAAUCUUAAUUUUCUCUAAUGCUGUAUAUGCUACAGUAUUAAGUUGUAUGAAAGUAUGGAAGAUGCUUGAUAAAAUACAAUAAUUUGUAUUCCUUAGUUUUCACGCGUCACUCUGAUGAAUAACCUAUUAACACGCUUUAUCCUCUAGGAUUCGUUUAUUUCUUCUCAUUCGUACAAAAAAUUAUUUUAAAAGAAAAAAAUAGCCUUUGUCUUGUUUUUGAUCUUGGGUAUAGAUGUCGUUCGUGCUAGAAGAUUAAGUCUUCCUGUGUUGCAUUUCCUCCUCAAGGUUCAUAAUGUAAUUAUAUAAUCGAGCAUCCUUGAAGUGGUCCAGAAUUUCUCCGUCACCGGUUUCGGACGCAGCUGACAC
Notodromas monacha is the source of this 2244-nucleotide messenger RNA. Lineage: Eukaryota; Metazoa; Arthropoda; Ostracoda; Podocopida; Cyprididae. The record is from the annotation of a GenBank genome assembly.